CAGCACAAGAACCCCAGAAAGAAAUCUUGAAACUCUGCCCCCACCUCCCUCAAUAAUGGCUAGUAUCUCAGCUACCAUGAUUAGUACCUCCUUCAUGCCAAGAAAACCAGCUGUGACAAGCCUUAAACCCAUCCCAAACGUUGGGGAAGCACUGUUUGGGCUUAAAUCAGCAAAUGGUGGCAAAGUCACUUGCAUGGCUUCAUACAAAGUGAAACUUAUCACACCUGACGGACCAAUAGAAUUUGAUUGCCCAGAUGAUGUGUACAUUCUUGAUCAAGCUGAGGAAGCAGGACAUGAUCUUCCUUAUUCGUGCAGGGCAGGUUCUUGCUCAUCUUGUGCUGGUAAAAUUGCUGGUGGAGCUGUUGAUCAAACUGAUGGCAACUUUCUUGAUGAUGACCAAUUAGAGGAGGGAUGGGUGCUAACUUGUGUUGCUUAUCCACAGUCUGAUGUUACUAUUGAGACUCACAAAGAGGCAGAACUCGUGGGCUAAAACUAUAUUUUGGAUGUCUCAUUGUUUUCUAUAAUUACCCCCUCGUCUCUCUUUAUUUGCUCUUCUUUUUUUUUUUUAAUUUUAAGAGUCAAAGAUUCAAACUUUGACCAAGAUGUAUUUUUUAAUAAAAAAAUUGACAAAAGAUUUGCAAUAUAUAGUUACUUCUUAUAUAGUUUGUGAAUAUGUAAUGUUCAAU
Molecule: messenger RNA, 686 nt
Organism: Capsicum annuum
Lineage: Eukaryota; Viridiplantae; Streptophyta; Magnoliopsida; Solanales; Solanaceae
Product: ferredoxin, chloroplastic
Biological process (GO): electron transport chain
Cellular component (GO): chloroplast
Molecular function (GO): 2 iron, 2 sulfur cluster binding; electron transfer activity
Source: RefSeq, marked validated